UUCACCCCUUCAUAACAAAUACGCAGCGCAGCUUCAAGACCAACUCUCCUCUCUCUCUCUCUCUCUCUAAAAUUCUUGAUAUUGUACGGAAGAACAAGAGUAGACCGUAGACGCUAGAGGUUGCUCCUUCUCGUUGCUCCAAAUUAUAUGGAGUCCAACAGUAGUUCUGUCGAAAGGAAAGAGCCGUCUCAGCAGAUGGAAAUACAACCUCCGGAAGCCGAGGUUCAGGAAAUUCCUCAUCUUGAAGGCAAUAGUACUCCAGUUGUUCAUACAAGUGUCCCUACUCCUCCUAAAAAGCGUAAAAGAGCAGCACCUUCUGAAAAUGAUUCUGGCGUUGGGAGGGAAACAUCAGACAUUUGGAAAUACUUUACCAAAUUCAUUGAUAAAGAUGAGGAAAAUUUUGCUAAGGUAACAGAAGAAAAGAAAAGGAAGAAGAAGAAACUGGCACUGCAAAACAGAAGAAGCAAGGAUGAAAUAGAUGAAUGCCAUCUAUCAUAUGAUAAAGAAGAUGAUUUAGAUAAUGCAGAUGGGAAAACGAAAAAGAGCAAAUCAUCAAAGCAGAAGAAGAGGAAAAAUGACACACUUGCUGAAAGUGGUGUAGUGGAUCAAUCUAAUGACGUAGUGGAUAGGCUUGGUCAAGAAAAUACCAUAUCAAAUGAACCUGGUAAGCCGGAGAAAAGAAAAUGGAAGGGAAAGAAGAGAAAAAGCGAAAAGAAAGCUGGAAAAACUGAGGGUAACGAUUUCUCAAAACGACAAAAAGGCAAGUCAAAAGAGGCACACAAAAUUGUAGAGAAGGAUCGUCCAUCUUCAAUAGCGGAGGAUGAUUUGUCAGAGAAGACAGAACAAGCUGAAGAUGAAGAGAUUUAUGAGCUAUCUUCAGGGGACGAGGAUUACUCUAAAGGAGUGAGAAAGUGGGUUACAGAUUAUUAUCAGAGUAGGCCAGGGAUAAAGGUGUUGCAAGAAAGGAUUGAUGAGUUUAUAACUGAUCAUGAGGCGAAAAAAGAACAGGAAAGGAAAGAAAAAGAAGCCCGUGCUGCUGAAGGUGGAUGGACCGUUGUUGUACACCACAAAGGCAGGAAGAAGACAACAGAUUCUGAAACUGGAAUUGCAGUUGGUUCUGUUUCUCAGACUGCUGUUAUGGAUAAUAUGGCCAAAAAGAAAAAGAACGAUGUGGGAUUAGAUUUCUACCGAUUUCAGAAAAGAGAAGCAAAAAGAAAUGAGAUCAUGGUGCUGCAGAGCAAAUUUGAACAGGAUAAGAAGCGGAUACAGCAGUUGAGGGCUGCAAGAAAAUUUCGACCUUACUGAACCAAGAGAAAAUCUCCAGAACAGCGUCGUUAUAAGUUAACGCAGAAUACUUAUGGAGAAUGGGUUUCAAAAUUGUUCAAUUUAUUGCUUAACUAACAGCACAAGAUAGUUGAUAAAGUUUUGUGACAUGAGUAUAGAUGAGCUAUUGUUCUUGUAUGUUGUUUCCAGUUUUGGUUGUAGUUGGUAGAUGCCCGACUGUUCUCGCUGAAGCUUAUGCUUCAUGUUUCUAGUGGUAGGCAUUUCACUAAAAGCUCAGCCUAGAGUUUUGAUCAAUUGAUUUUAUUUUAAUAUAUUCCUAAGAUUGGAGAAAUAGAAAAAAUUGUAUCUUUUCUACCAUGGGAUUCUCUUCUAUUUAUCUUUAUUACAGACUUCCUAGCGAGUCUGAUCAAUAGA
Molecule: messenger RNA, 1698 nt
Organism: Nicotiana attenuata
Lineage: Eukaryota; Viridiplantae; Streptophyta; Magnoliopsida; Solanales; Solanaceae
Product: DEAD-box ATP-dependent RNA helicase 42
Exons: 8
Coding region: 148-1305 (385 amino acids)
Biological process (GO): ribosomal small subunit assembly; rRNA processing
Cellular component (GO): CURI complex; UTP-C complex
Source: RefSeq, a predicted model, not a curated record